AUGGGAAUCGCUGAUGGGCAAAGAAGGAGAUCUUCAUCGUUGCGAACGCAGAUGUUCAAUAAGCAUUUAUAUGACAAAUAUCGUGGAAGAACCGAUGACGAGAUAGAAUUAGAAGAUAUCAAUGAGAAUAAGGCAUCUUCUAAUGGCGAUAAUAAUGAUGGCGAUGGUGGAGAUGAGAAUAGUGGCAGUUACGCCGUGGAAGUGGAAUUUGAAGAGGAGGGAUACGACAGUCCAGAAGCGUCAUAUAAUAUUGUUACUAAAAUACUUGAUACUAUCCUAGAUCGACGGAGAACGUUCCAUUCCAAAGAUGGUAGACAUAUUCCGAUUAUACUAGAUCACAAUGCAAUCGAAUACCAGCGAGCUGCUAAUAAAAGGGACUGUUAUUUAAUAGACGAAAGAUUUAGCAAGCCUUACUGUGAUAAUCGAAUAACAUCGUCAAGAUAUACCUUGUAUUCUUUUCUCCCUAGACAACUUUAUGCACAAUUUUCAAAGUUGGCCAACACCUACUUUUUCAUCGUGGCUGUUUUACAAAUGAUACCUGGAUGGUCUACAACUGGUACUUACACGACCAUUAUCCCCUUAUGUGUAUUUAUGGGUAUAUCUAUGACAAGAGAAGCAUGGGACGAUUUCAGAAGACAUCGUUUGGAUAAGGAAGAAAAUAACAAACCUGUAGAUGUUUUAAUUAAAGAUGAAGUCUAUGACUCACACGAAGUGUAUGGACUACCAAACAGUGUUAUGUCUUCGACUGCGUAUUUAACAAAAUUGAAGGCUGCUGAAAACGACCUGCCUUCUAAUAGUGAUCAAAAUUACACACAAAGACAAUUCUUAGACACUCACUUUAAUAAUUUCGAACUUCUCAAGAUCAAGUAUAAUGUUCAUAUUCAACAAAAAAAGUGGGAGAAACUACGCGUGGGAGAUUUCGUGCUUCUUACCCAGGAUGAUUGGAUACCUGCAGAUUUACUUUUAUUGACAUGCGAUGGCGAAAAUAACGAAUGUUUCGUUGAAACCAUGGCUUUAGAUGGUGAAACAAACUUGAAAAGUAAGCAACCUCAUCCAGAAUUAAAUAAACUGACAAAAGCUGCGUCAGGUCUAGCAAAUAUAAACGCUCAGGUUACUGUGGAAGAUCCCAAUAUUGACCUAUAUAAUUUUGAGGGUAAUUUAGAACUAAAAAACUCUCGCAAUGAUACCAUAAUGAAAUAUCCCUUAGGCCCUGACAAUGUGAUAUACCGUGGCAGUAUUUUGAGGAACACUCAAAAUGUUGUUGGCAUGGUUAUCUUUAGUGGUGAAGAAACCAAAAUCAGAAUGAACGCUUUGAAAAAUCCAAGAACUAAGGCACCUAAGCUACAAAGAAAAAUAAAUAUGAUUAUUGUGUUUAUGGUACUCGUUGUUGCCGUAAUAUCCCUGUUCUCUUAUUUUGGGCAUGUUUUGCAUAAAAAAAGAUACAUCGACAAAAACCAGGCAUGGUAUCUGUUCCAGACAGAUGCCGGUGUAGCACCAACAAUAAUGUCCUUUAUCAUCAUGUAUAAUACCAUUAUUCCUUUGUCUUUGUAUGUGACGAUGGAAAUCAUCAAGGUAAUUCAAAGUAAAAUGAUGGAAUGGGACAUUGAUAUGUACCACGCAGAAACAAAUACGCCGUGUGAAUCGAGGACAGCAACGAUUUUGGAAGAAUUAGGGCAGGUGUCAUACAUCUUUAGUGAUAAAACGGGAACGCUGACAGAUAAUAAGAUGAUUUUUCGUAAGUUUUCUCUAUGUGGAUCAUCUUGGAUGCAUAAUGCAGAUCUCAGCACUUCCGAAGAUACUUCGGAUGAUAACAAUAGAGACAAUACAAGCUAUUUGAAAUUGCCACCAAAAGUUCGCAACGGCUCUAAUAUAGAUGUUGUUUCCAUCGGAGACCAAAACGUUCUUGAUCGGCUUGGACUUUCAAAGGAAUCGAUUGAGAAGGUGCAACGUCCAUCUUUAGAUGAGUUUCCUCAGUCCAGAAAUUCCAUUGAAUAUAAAGGAAACUCAUCGGCAAUUUAUACAGGUCGUCCCAGUAUGCGAUCACUUUUUGGGAAAGAAAAUCUCCAUUCAAAUAAAGAAGCUUCUGAUUUCUCCCCGUAUGAAUCGUUUAAGGAUGAUAUUAAGAGCUCGUUCGACUUAAUUCAAUUCAUUCAGAGAUACCCAACAGCCCUAUUUUCACAAAAGGCAAAAUUUUUCUUUUUGUCGCUAGCUCUUUGUCACACUUGUCUUCCCAAAAAAGCUUCUAAUGAGUCCAUGGAAGAAGACUCUGUAGAAUACCAAUCGUCAUCUCCAGAUGAAUUGGCCCUUGUUACCGCUGCUAGAGACCUGGGUUACAUUGUGUUGAAUAGAAAUGCUCAAAUUUUGACCAUAAAAACUUUCCCAGACGGCUUUGAGGGUGAUGCUAUAUUGGAGGAUUAUGAGAUUUUGAAUUAUAUUGAUUUUAAUUCUCAAAGAAAGAGAAUGUCUGUUCUUGUACGUCUUCCAAAUCGCCCAAAUCAAGUUCUUCUGAUUUGCAAAGGCGCUGACAACGUUAUUAUAGAACGUUUGCAUGACCAUGAGUUGGCUGCCAAAAAAAUGGCUGAUAUAUGUGCCAAUACCAAGGAACGUAAAGACGCUGAAGCAGAGUUGGUUCUCCAGCAAAGAAAAUCCUUGGAAAGAACAGUAAAUGAGGAAGCCAGGACAUCGUUGAGAAAUUCUUUGUCCGGUAUACCAAGGGCAAGUUUAUCAUUGCAGGCAGUGAGAAGAAGUCUGUCAAUGAAAAAUAGUAGGUCUCGCGAUCCCGAGAAACAAAUCGACUCCAUCGAUCAAUUUCUAGAAACUGUUAAAAAAUCUGAUCAGGAGAUUGACAGUGUUGUAAAUAAAAGUAGAAAGUCUCUCCAUAAGCAACAAGUUGAGAAAUAUGGGCUUCAAGCUUCCUCAAACGAGACACGUUCUCCAAACAGUAACUUAGCAAUGAAUUCAAAGAAGGAAGGGUCACAAUACGAUUACGAUACAGAACUUUUGGAACACAUAGGAAAUGACGAACUGAUUUUGAAUGAAGAAUAUGUUAUCGAAAGGACACUGCAAGCAAUUGAUGAGUUUUCUACUGAAGGCCUAAGAACUCUGGUUUACGGUUACAAAUGGAUCGAUAUCGCGCAUUAUGAUAAUUGGAAUAAACGCUAUCAUCAAGCUAAAACCUCUUUAACUGAUAGGAAAAUGAAAAUCGAUGAAGUUGGUGCAGAGAUUGAGGACGGUUUAAAUCUUUUGGGCGUAACUGCAAUUGAAGACAAGUUACAAAAGGGUGUGUCAGAAGCUAUCGAAAAGAUUAGAAGGGCUGGCAUAAAAAUGUGGAUGUUGACGGGGGAUAAAAGGGAAACGGCCAUAAAUAUUGGAUAUUCCUGUAUGCUGAUUAAAGAUUAUUCUACGGUUGUAAUCUUAACAACCACUGAUGAAAAUAUUAUCUCAAAGAUGAAUGCAGUCUCUCAAGAAGUUGAUUCCGGAAAUAUUGCACAUUGUGUUAUAGUAAUUGAUGGUGCCACAUUGUCUAUGUUUGAAGGAAAUCCUACAUAUAUGUCUGUUUUCACUGAACUUUGUACCAAAACAGACUCAGUGCUUUGUUGUCGUGCUUCACCUUCCCAGAAAGCCCUUAUGGUUUCGAAUAUAAGAAAUACAGACCCAAAUCUAGUCACGCUUGCUGUAGGUGAUGGUGCGAACGAUAUUGCUAUGAUACAGUCUGCUGAUAUAGGUGUUGGAAUAGCGGGUAAAGAGGGUUUACAAGCAUCCAGAGUAUCAGAUUAUUCUAUCGGUCAGUUCAGGUUCCUUUUGAAAUUAUUACUUGUUCAUGGGCGUUAUAACUAUAUUCGGACUUCCAAGUUCAUGCUUUGCACGUUUUACAAAGAAAUUACGUUUUAUUUUACGCAGUUGAUAUAUCAAAGAUAUACAAUGUUCUCAGGCUCUUCUUUGUAUGAACCAUGGUCACUAUCCAUGUUCAAUACCCUAUUCACGUCAUUGCCAGUUCUAUGCAUCGGUAUGUUUGAAAAAGACUUGAAGCCAAUGACUUUACUAACUGUCCCUGAACUGUAUUCAUAUGGUCGUCUCUCCCAAGGAUUUAAUUGGCUGAUUUUCAUGGAAUGGGUUGUUUUGGCGACUGCGAAUUCUCUGCUCAUUACAUUUUUGAAUGUAGUAAUGUGGGGCAUGAGUUCUCUUUCUGAUAACACCAUGUAUCCUCUGGGACUCAUUAACUUCACAGCUAUUGUUGCCUUAAUCAACGUUAAGUCGCAAUUUGUUGAAAUGCACAACAGAAACUGGUUGGUUUUUACUUCCGUUGUUUUGUCCUGCGGAGGCUGGUUGGUUUGGUGCUGUGCGCUUCCUAUUUUGAACAAAACUGACCAAAUUUAUGACGUAGCCUAUGGAUUCUACAAUCAAUUCGGCAGGGAUAUUACAUUUUGGUGUACCAGCUUGGUAUUAGCUCUGUUGCCUAUCACUUUGGAUAUAGUGUACAAAACAAUUAAAGUCAUGAUAUGGCCAUCGGACUCUGAUAUUUUUGCUGAAUUGGAACAAAAAAAUGAUAUCAGAAAGAAGCUGGAACUCGGUGCUUAUAGUGAGAUGAGGCAAGGGUGGACGUGGGAUAAAGAUCCUAGUACUUUAACACGCUACACGGAUAAGGUCCUCUCAAGAUCAAGAACCAAUUCACGGACAAGUGCAAAAGCGCAUGAUAUAAACCUAGUGGAAAAUGGUAAUAUGGACUAUUUGCCAAAGAAAAGCAUAUUACUGAACCCAUCAGAAAAGAGCUCUGAACGUUAUGAAGUAUUACCCAGUGGUAAGUUAAUCAGGCGGCCAUCUUUGAAAUCACAAACUAGCAAAGAAAGCGUUGGUGGUAACAUAACCACUAAAAUCACGAAGAAGCUUAAGCUUCCAUCAAGAAAUGCGGAAGAGGAGGAUGUCAAACAGAUCAUUCAAGCAAGACUUAAGGAUUUGGAGUGA
Messenger RNA from Saccharomyces kudriavzevii IFO 1802, 4962 nucleotides. RefSeq names its product aminophospholipid-translocating P4-type ATPase DNF3 (gene DNF3). Gene Ontology annotation, biological process: endocytic recycling; intracellular protein transport; phospholipid translocation. The record is from RefSeq and is a predicted model, not a curated record. NCBI's taxonomy places the organism in Eukaryota, Fungi, Ascomycota, Saccharomycetes, Saccharomycetales, Saccharomycetaceae. Gene Ontology annotation, cellular component: plasma membrane. The coding region runs from base 1 to 4962 and encodes 1653 amino acids. Gene Ontology annotation, molecular function: ATPase-coupled intramembrane lipid carrier activity; magnesium ion binding; ATP hydrolysis activity. The transcript has a single exon.